AUGGAUCGGUAUAAGAUUCUAAGUCAUAUGAGUGCCGGUGCCCAUGGUGUCAUACUAAAAGGCACAUAUGCAAAUGUUCUGGAUAAGUAUACUGGUCUGGGCAAAAGUGGUGAUAUAAUCCUAUUGGAGGACGUGUUUGCGUUGGGGUCGAGUGUAAACCUGGUCUUCCCAUUGCUGCCCAUCAAUAUGACGACAAUCAUUUAUGAGAUGCCGGCGCUCACUGACGACCAGUGCCAGUGCUAUGUCCGGCAACUGCUCGAUGGCGUACAUCACUGUCACACCAAUGGUAUUAUACACCGGGAUCUCAAACCCAGUAACCUAUUGAUCGACUGGAACGGCAUAUUAAAGUUAUGCGACUUCGGUCAGGCCCGGGCACUCGAGCCCAACCUAAGUAGAGCACCGGUAGCUAAUGAUGACGAGUCAAACGAUAGAGACAGCGGACACGUCAGUAAUAAUGGGGAAAGGGAUGAUCAAAACCCGGCACUUUCGCAUCAGGUAUGCACUCGAUGGUACCGGUGUCCUGAACUCCUAUACGGCGCCAACCAUUAUGAUUACGCGGUAGAUAUGUGGAGUGUGGGCUGUAUCAUAGGGGAACUCCUACAGAGAUGGCCACUGUUUAAAGGGGAGUCCGAUAUCGAGCAGUUGUCGCGUGUGGUGCAGGCAUUGGGCGCACCUCCCGAGGAAUGGCAGGANAUUAUGAAUACUGUACAUGUUAGCAGUCAGUCAUCGGCGGUGCAGUCGAUGCACAACAAGUCAUACGAAGUAGUGACACAUCCCGACAGGGCAUCCACAGCACCGGUAGCUAUGUUGCCAUCAAACGUAUGGUUGGGUCGACACGUAUGUGUGAUAAUGAGCGGCGCCUCCCGUGGUUUGGGUCGACAACUGGCCCUAUCAUUGGCCGCACACUUCACAGACUACCACAACCGCCGGUGCGCCGACAGCCCGGCCAACGCCGACACCGACUACAGCCUGUCCUUCGUGUUGAUCUCGCGCGACGCGCCGGCCCUCCAGUGCCUGUCCCACCAGUUGUCCGCCAUCGACGUCCAGCACAUCCAUACGGUGGACAUCAUCUGCGGCUCACUCGACGACCAAAUCACUGUCCAGUCGUUUGAGAGGACCUGCGAGACCAUCGCCAACACCACCGCCGGGCCCACAGACAUCGACAGCACCGGCAGGUACGACCAGUUGAUGAUGAUUCACAACGCCGGCAGUUUGGGUGAUGUCAACCAAUUGACCACAGAUUUGGGCGUUCAUUCGCACCGUCCGAUCACCCAAUACCUCGACCUCAACCUCACGAGUGUUAUGCAAAUGACGGGAAUAUUCUUGAGAGCCUUCGCAGCCGUUCCCUACAAACUGGUGGUUAAUAUCACUUCUUUGGCCGCUUUGCAGCCAUUCAAAGGAUUGUCACUCUAUUGCAUCGGAAAGGCUGGUCGGGACGCCUUUUUCCGGUCGGUUGCCCUGGAGAACGAGUCCGUACGUGUGCUGAGCUAUUCUCCCGGCCCUCUCGAGACAGAUAUGGUGGACAUAUUGCGAAAGGACGGACACUUGGUCUCUGAGUUCCAACGCAUGGAUAUCCUGAAGCCCGAGACGUCUGUCAAUAGAUUCAUAGAAAUACUUGAGACCAAUAAAUACACGUCUGGCGAUCACGUCGACUACUUUCAGCCAAUUCCCGUAUAAAAUGACACAUUUAUUGUAUCGUUAGGUUUAUCACAGCUUUCUUGUAACCAUACGCACAGACUCUGUCCUACGCCAGGGCUGACCACCCAUUCAAUGCACUCUAAUGUUAUAAAUUUUCCAAAUAUUUACCACAAAUAGGAGGUGUUUACAGGGAAUGAAAUGGUGGGGUAACUAAGAUAUUUUAAAUGGUAUUAUUUCAACGCACGGUUUCUAUUACCGGUAAUUAUUACAGUUUUAAUUAUGAAUUAUUUUUGGGGUUUUUCAUCGGUUUAAAAAAAAUCUAAUACCCG
Oppiella nova is the source of this 1967-nucleotide messenger RNA. The record is from the annotation of a GenBank genome assembly. NCBI's taxonomy places the organism in Eukaryota, Metazoa, Arthropoda, Arachnida, Sarcoptiformes, Oppiidae.